CGAGUCGAGUCUGAAGCCUCGCGAUCGCCGGACCGCACUCUGCUGAGAAAGUUUCGCACAUACUAACGCAAACGUGUUGCCCCGACUUGGUUUUAUUAUAAAAUUGGCAUAUGAAGGCAUUUCUCAUAUCAGUCCACAGUGGUCGUUCGGCGGGUGAUCAUACGCGAAAAUCAGGUCGAAAGUAGGUAUCCUCUUUCGUUUGGCACUCUUCUUUUUUCGCAACUUUUCUGCCGAGUGAGUUUUAGUUAGUCGUCGCUGUGCAAAGUGGUUAGUGAGGAGUGUGUCGUUGGGAAAUUUGGACUGUGCAAAUUUGUGAAGUUGACACCGGUACAAGUUGUGUGAAAUUUUCGGCUACGAUAGUGACCCUACCCGGUGAAAAUGACUCAUAAUAGCACCAAUUGGGGAUGCUUUGUGGUCUGAUUAGGUGAAGAAACUCGUCAAGUUGCCACACUUGAACUAAGGUGGAUCUCAUCAGAGUGUGGAGAGCAGUGGCGGCGAUUGUUACCGAGGGUCGAAAAAGUAGUGGAGCAGUGAAGCGCACCGGAGAAACAUAGUGUGAAUUUUAAAACUGUAGUUCAGACAUAACAAACAUUGAAGUGUAUUUGCCGAUCAAGUUAACCAACAACUUCAAGGUCAGGGAAGAAGUAAGCGGUGGUGAACCACAGUGACAUCCAAUAUAAUUCCUCUUACUGUCCGACGGAUCACGGAAACAUUCAGUCACAAUGGUGCUAAACCCUCUGGUGCAUUUCAUCAAAGCAAUUGGGCGCAUCCCAACCCGCUUCAACAUAGCCAUUAUGUUGUUCAUGUCCUGCUUCGUGAGCUACAUGCUGCGUGUGAACAUGUCAGUCAACAUCCUCGCGAUGGUAAAUCCCACCCAAAAUACCGCACAAAAAAUCUCUCCUGUGGUCAAUGACACAAUCGUGGGUUCGAACAGCACGUUCGUCGUUACAAUGGUCUCUCCAGCAGUAAUGGAUUACGGACCCCGCUACAACUGGUCAUCGCACGAUCAAAGCCUCAUUUUGGGGGCCUAUUUCUACGGCUACCUCUUGCUAUCGCUACCGGCGGGUGUGCUGGCGGAACGGUUCGGUGGACGUAACAUGGUUGGCGUCUCGCUGGCACUCAGCGCACUACUGACGGCGUUAACCCCACUAGCGGCCACCUAUGGUCUUUGGGUCAUCGUGGCGAACCGCGCGCUGCUGGGAGUUUGCGGGGGAGUGCUCUACCCAGCGCUACACAAUUUGGUCUCCAAGUGGGCACCACCAGACGAGAAGGGCAAAUUCAUAUCCGCACUAAUGGGAGGCACUUUCGGCACGAUGGUGACCUGGCCGCUGGUCGGUGUGCUGAUCGAGACACUGGGCUGGUCAUUCGCUUUUUACGUCCCAGCCAUGAUCACCGCCAUCGUGACAGCGUUCUGGUUCGUUCUGGUAGCCGACUCACCCUCCAAACAUCGUCACAUCAAAAAGGAAGAACUGGAAUACAUCGAGAAGUCCAUGGGUGACACCAUCUCCAAGCAAAAACUGCUCCCACCGGUUGGGAAAGUGAUGACAUCGGUUCCUUUUCUCGCCCUGCUGGUACUCCACUUUGGCAACCUCUGGGGUCUCUAUUUCCUGCUAACUGCUGCUCCCAAGUUCAUGAGCGAGGUUCUAGGAUUCAAACUGGCCAAGGCAGGCUUCCUGUCCGCCCUCCCGUAUCUGGCCCGUGCGAUGGCCGCAUUCGGCUUCGGCAGCAUCGGGGAUUACCUGAGAAAGAAAUCGUUCUUUGCCGUUACCACAUUGCGCAAAUCAUUCUGUCUAUUCUCUCACAUAAUCCCCGGUCUGUUCCUCGUUGGCCUCAUCUACGCUGGGUUCGAUCCGUACGUGUGCGUCGCCAUAAUCACUCUCUCGCUGGGCUUCAAUGGCGCCUCCACGAUGACCAACCUGCAGAACUCACAAGACCUGGCACCUAACUUUGCCGGUACCCUGUAUGGCAUCAUCAACUUUGUCGGAACCACCGCUGGAUUCAUCUCGCCCAUGCUGGUGGCACAUUUCACUGCCGAGCAGAGCACCAUGCAAGAGUGGCAAUACGUCUUCGCGAUCGGUGCGGCGGCCUACAUCGUUCCGGCCCUGGUAUUCAUCCUGUUCGGCUCCGGCAUGGUGCAGAAGUGGAACGAACCUGAGCAGUCGAACGAGCCUUCGAAGAAAGCUAUCGCUGAGCGACAGGCGGCGGCCUGGUGAUGCUCUCCUCGCCCCGGAAUGGUCCAGUCCUGUGGCGAAUAGCAAACACUGUCGACAGAGCAUCUUUCCUAGCGAUCUUUUGUAAAUAUAUCUGAGUUAUGUUAUUAGGAAAUAUAGAUCUAAUCCGAUCUCAUUUCCAAUGAUAGUCAACUACCUAUUAAGUGAGCAAACGAGAAGUAUUAUUAGCGUAGGUUAGAGAGAUAUAAAUAACAUUAAUUGGUAUAUAAUUUUUCUAUAUACAAAUAUAUAUAAAUUCUGUAAUUGAGUAAAGCAGGUGUAGAUAGCGCUUCGUUUAUGUAACAUGUAAGUUUAUGCUCUUAUUGCAGCAGCAGCAGCAGCAACAGCUACAAUAAUGAUAAUAAAAUAUAUCAAUCGAAA
This is a messenger RNA of Toxorhynchites rutilus septentrionalis, 2591 nucleotides long. RefSeq names its product sialin-like. Gene Ontology annotation, molecular function: transmembrane transporter activity. The transcript is spliced from 7 exons. Gene Ontology annotation, cellular component: plasma membrane. Lineage: Eukaryota; Metazoa; Arthropoda; Insecta; Diptera; Culicidae. The record is from RefSeq and is a predicted model, not a curated record. The coding region runs from base 723 to 2213 and encodes 496 amino acids. Gene Ontology annotation, biological process: transmembrane transport; monoatomic anion transport.